GGGAAGCCUGGCGGCCCGGGCCACGCUCGCCUGGCCUGUGGGGCUCAGCGGCCUCUGUAAAUAGCGGCUAUGAGGCUCUGGGGCGCAGUGUCCUUGCAGGUCCCCGACGGUCAGGACGUCCCCUUCGCCUGGCGUGCACUGCAGGAGCCUGUGUCCCCCGAGCGCUCGUGAUGAAGCAGCGUCUGGCUCUGAUCGGCCUGGCCUUCCUGUGGCUGCUUCCCGGGGGACACCCUCAGCAGACAGCGGAGGACGCCUGCUCCCUGCAUAUUCUUGUCCCAGGCCUCAAAGGGGAUGCUGGAGAGAAGGGAGACAAAGGUGCACCCGGACGGCCUGGAAGAGUCGGCCCCACAGGAGAGAAAGGAGACAUGGGUGACAAAGGACAGAAGGGCAGUGUGGGUCGCCAUGGAAAAAUCGGUCCCAUUGGUUCUAAAGGUGAAAAAGGAGAUUCUGGUGACAUGGGACCCCCUGGCCCUAAUGGAGAACCAGGCAUCCCGUGUGAGUGCAGCCAGCUGAGGAAGGCCAUCGGCGAGAUGGACAACCAGGUCACGCAGCUGACGACCGAGCUAAAAUUCAUAAAAAAUGCUGUCGCCGGCGUGCGCGAGACGGACAGCAAGAUCUACCUGCUGGUGAAGGAGGAGAAGAGGUACGUGGACGCGCAGCUGUCCUGCCAGGGCCGCGGGGGCACGCUGGGCAUGCCCAAGGACGAGGCCGCCAACGGCCUGAUGGCCGCCUACAUCGCGCAGGCCGGCCUGGCCCGCGUCUUCAUCGGCAUCAACGACCUGGAGCGGGAGGGCACGUUCGUGUACGCGGACCGCUCGCCCAUGCAGACGUUCAGCAAGUGGCGCAGCGGCGAGCCCAACAACGCCUACGACGAGGAGGACUGCGUGGAGAUGGUGGCCUCGGGCGGCUGGAACGACGUGGCCUGCCACGUCACCAUGCACUUCCUGUGCGAGUUCGACAAGGAGCACGUGUGA
Neogale vison (American mink) is the source of this 974-nucleotide messenger RNA. It is a transcript of the gene COLEC11, whose product is annotated as collectin subfamily member 11. The transcript is spliced from 7 exons. Lineage: Eukaryota; Metazoa; Chordata; Mammalia; Carnivora; Mustelidae. The record is from RefSeq and is a predicted model, not a curated record. Bases 171 to 974 code for a protein of 267 amino acids.